AUGACACUGGACAGACGAUUACAGUGUUUGUUAUGGCUGUACAUCACCACACUCCAAGUUGGUCCUGGUACUGUUACACUGUCUCCACCUGACACUACCUACACCAAGACUGAGGGGGACACGUUACCGGACAUCACCUGUACAGCUGACUGUAGACCUGGCUGUACCUUUGUCUGGACAAGACCUGACAACACCAACUUUACUGCCUCAGCUGUGUUGUCACUGGGACAACUAGACAGAUCAGAACACGGGACGUACACAUGUACUGCUAGAAAUAUUGUCGGGGAGUCAACUACAACUGUGAUUGUGUCUGUGAUGUACGGUCCAUCCAGUGUGGGGUUGUCACCACCAACUACAUCCUACACUCCUAUAGAGGGACAGACUCUCCCUACCGUCGCAUGUUCCUCUGACUGUUACCCAGUAUGCACCUUCAGCUGGACAAAGGAUGGACAGUCCCACACAACAGGGUCAGAUCUCCAGCUCACCAACAUACAACAGGGUCAGACGGGCGUGUACAGGUGUACGGCCAGUAACACAUACGGGAGUCGGACAUCGAGUGACGUCACUGUUACUGUCAAAUCAGUGCCUGAAAUGGACGGUCUCCUGCUCGCCAAAAGUUGUCAAAAGUGA
Molecule: messenger RNA, 630 nt
Organism: Mizuhopecten yessoensis (Yesso scallop)
Lineage: Eukaryota; Metazoa; Mollusca; Bivalvia; Pectinida; Pectinidae
Product: carcinoembryonic antigen-related cell adhesion molecule 5-like
Exons: 4
Coding region: 1-630 (209 amino acids)
Biological process (GO): heterophilic cell-cell adhesion
Cellular component (GO): cell surface
Source: RefSeq, a predicted model, not a curated record